UUUUUUUUUUUUUUUACCAAAGAUUAGUGUCUUUGUGCCGUUUCACGUCAAAGCGCCUUUAUAAGGCGGCCUUUUUGUGCGCUGCGCAACGAGAGGAGGACUCGGUCGUGUGCAAAGCGCGUACAAGUUUGUGCGUUGUUUGUGUGUGUGUGUGUGUUUUUUUAACAAACAUGGCAGCGUUUGCGUUACCGGAGGGAUUCACGGAGUUUGACAUGUUUACGUUCGGCUCUGCGCUGCUGGUGGGCGGCCUGAUUGGAUUCUUCCUCAACGCCAUCAGCAUCGCGUCUUUCCUCAGGGUGAAGGAGAUGUGGAACCCCAGCAACUUCUUUGUGUUCAACCUGGCGGUGGCCGACAUCUGUUUGAACGUGAACGGCCUCACGGCUGCGUACGCCAGCUACCUCAGAUAUUGGCCAUUUGGUCAAGAUGGAUGCACCUUUCACGCUUUUCAGGGCAUGAUAGCGGUACUGGCGUCCAUCAGCUUCAUGGGUGUCAUCGCGUGGGACAGAUAUCACCAGUACUGCACCAGACAGAAGCUCUUCUGGAGCACUACUUUGACGAUGAGCGCCAUCAUCUGGAUCCUUUCCAUCUUCUGGGCUGCUGUUCCCCUCAUGGGAUGGGGCGUCUACGACUUUGAGCCUAUGAGGACGUGCUGCACGCUGGACUACACCAAAGGGGACAGGGACUAUGUGACCUACAUGCUGACUCUGGUGUUCCUCUAUCUGAUGUUCCCAGCGCUCACCAUGUGGUCGUGUUACGACGCCAUCCACAAACACUUUAAGAAGAUCCAUCUCCACAAGUUCAACACCAGUACGCCCCUGAGGGUAUUGCUGAUGUGCUGGGGCCCCUACGUCCUCAUGUGUAUCUACGCCUGCUUUGAGAACGUGAAGGUCGUAUCUCCAAAGCUCAGAAUGGUGCUUCCAGUUGUUGCAAAGACAAAUCCCAUCUUCAACGCCCUCCUCUACUCAUUCGGAAAUGAGUUCUACCGUGGCGGCGUGUGGCACUUCCUCACCGGGCAGAAGAUGGUUGAUCCAGUUGUCAAGAAGUCAAAAUAAAAGGAAACUUAAGUGUGUUAUCAUCAGAUCAUCCAUCGAUGAGCCCUUCAGAUGUCUGUUCAGUUGGUAUAUAUUGUGGACCUGAGCUGAGAACUCAUCACAUUCUCUACAUUUGCCUAUACACAUACCAAAUUGCCUUACCGUACGCAGUGUGGCGUUGAAUUUUAGUUUGUAUUAAGCAGUUUAAAUUGUGCAGAAAAAAAUACUCAAUUUGCAGCCCUUCCUGGUGUAACAAACUUUGCACGUGAAUAAAGAUGCCAAUGUACAUGAUUACUUUACGCCGUUAAGUGAAGAGACUAGAUUUCAAUUAAUCUGAUGAACACAUGCACAAUGACAAAUUGUAAUGCUAAUACCAACAUUCAAAAGUUUGGGUUCUUUAGUGCGUAUUUCCGUGGAUUCCAUCUAUCUCAUUAUAAAAGCAAGUGUCAGCGAGGGCACAUGAAAAUAAAAGCACCUCGAUCAAAGAGGUGCUGAAAUCACCAUAGAAACACGCCUCUGUCUCGCUGAGCUCAGAGCCGACUGACGUCGUUGCCGGACAGGUGUCGGCGGGUGAAAUCCUCUCACCGUCAGAGGCGGCCUACACGCGUAAGAGGAGUCGGCCAUAAUGAGCAACACUGAACCUCAACGCAGGUUCAGAGCCAAGCAGCGUCUCCUGUCGUCUCCCUGAAUUAGAAAAAUAAAAACAUUUAUGGCUCA
Molecule: messenger RNA, 1748 nt
Organism: Gasterosteus aculeatus aculeatus (three-spined stickleback)
Lineage: Eukaryota; Metazoa; Chordata; Actinopteri; Perciformes; Gasterosteidae
Gene: rgrb
Product: retinal G protein coupled receptor b
Biological process (GO): G protein-coupled receptor signaling pathway; visual perception; phototransduction
Cellular component (GO): membrane
Molecular function (GO): G protein-coupled receptor activity
Source: RefSeq, a predicted model, not a curated record